CAAAUGCUGGAAUUUUGAAAUUCCUUCUGUUGUGCUUUAUGUUUUCUUUUUUCAUCAUUUAGGUGCAGGAAACAGUCAUUAGUAUGAAAAUAAUUAUGCAAUUUGUGAAUUUAUAUUAGAGAACAAAUAGUAGAUGAUACUGAAAGAGAAGAUUGAUUAAGAUAAUAUUUAGGAUGCAAACAAGAAAGAGAAGAUUGAUGUACUUAUAAAGUUGGAAAUGUCUCACUGACAUAGAAAAAGUAAUAUUCUUUUCUUGAGGUUGCUGAUGAUAUGCGAUCGCUUUUGUCUUCAACUAGUAGAAACUUAAUAAAUGAUUAGUUAGGUCCAUUUUCUUUAAACUUUAAGGAUAUUUUUAACAAACUUUGGCUAGUCUCAUCUGUUGACUUCACUUGAUUGAUACUGGUCCAUGGCAUGGGUUAUAGAUGGUGUCUGCCUGCAUAAAUGCUGUGAAGCUAAAGGUAUUGAAUCUUAAGAAACCUGAAGUAGUAAAUUAUUCUGGCAUCUCAUGUAUAGGUAACCUAUCUUGGUACUUGAUGCUUGGUACCUCACAUGUAUGGAUCACCUAUUCUUGGUACUUGAUGCUUGGUAUCUCACAUGUAUGGAUUACCUUUUUUGGGUGCUUAAUUAUUGAAAUUUCAGUUGUUAUUGUUGGACAAAAUAUUGGAAUUUCACUAUAUUUUGAAAAGAAAACAUAAGGUCUAUUCUGACUAAGAAAAAUUAACUAUAUAGGAGAAGACCCUAGGUUUGGAUAAAAGGUCAUUCUCUUUAUCUGAUUGAUAUCUUGACACAUUUAUAAAGCUUCCUAUAUGGGCUACAUCCUUUUGGUGCCUAUAUUAUAUUAUACUAAUUUUUAUUGUUAAGAAAACUUAUAUGGUAGAAUACCCAUGUUGGAAACGAACUACAUAAUAAAAUGUAUUCUGCAUUUCUAAAAAUUAUUAUGGGAAUAGUAUGUGGUCUAUAUUCCCUGAACACUAUUUAAUUAUUUAUGUAAGCUACCAGAUCUAAAAGCUUUGCAAGUGAGCACCGUAAAAAUUUAUACUUACAGUAGAAUUAAAAUAUGCACAUUCAAAGUAUUGGAAACACAGUCAUAAUGUUUUAUUUUAAGCUUAGGGUUAUUACACUUUCCAUGGUUUUUAGUUAGCUUCCUGGUGUAUGACAGUUCACCUGUGUCAUUUUGUUUCAGGAUUGAUUUCCAUCUUGUACAACUCUUCUUUGCUUGCAUGCCUUCUUUAGCUGUUUAUCUGGUUGCUCAGUAUGCACGCUCUGAAAUGAGGAAAAUGGAUGCAGAACUCGAGAAGAAGAAGCACGAAAAGGAUGAAAAAGCAAAAGAGAUAGAAUUAAACGUCGCCCAAGAAAAAGAAGCAGAGGGUAAUCAGGAGCUUCUGGAGGUGAAAGUAAGACUGGAUAAACUAGAGGCGGCUGUAAAAGAAAUUGUGAUUGAAUCAAAGAAAGAAUCAGAUAGCAGCAUAACCAAAAAGCAAGAAAAUUAUGGUGAGAAGAAACAGGUUGGACCAACGGUCAGUGAGAAUAAUUCAGCCUCAACCAAGUCUGGGAACAAAGAGCAACUGAUUAAAAAGGAAUCCGUUGAAAAAGACACCAAGCUGGAAAGAAGGAAAGAUUAGCAGAUACGUGGUAGUAGUUGAUCGUUCCCAGCAGGAUCAGAAGUCAAUGACUAAAGUGCAGGAGGGAGGGGAACGAUGGGUGGUUAUUCGCGAUUCAUGAAAAAAUCUGGAAGUAAAAUUUGGUAUGGAAAUGAAAUGGGUGCUUGGCGCAGGUUCAAUUUGCUUGUUGGAGGAUAUGUACGUCUUGAUUCUCUGUUCUUUCCAUCUUGCCAGCGAUUGAAAAGGAUGAACUUGGGAUUCACAAGGGCGUGGUGGCAUACUGUUUGACUGAUGAAAGUUAUUUAUAUCUUGUUUAGUUUAGAUUUUCUUUCUUUCCAAGCAUUUUUUGCUUGUUAGGAUCAAAUGGUUUAUUUUUAGUCCUUUUAGGCUCCGUUUACUAAACUACAAUUACUUUUAUUUCUUAUUUCUUAAUUCAUGCAUGCAUGGUAAUAUGCCAUUAUUUAGAAAA
Messenger RNA from Carica papaya (papaya), 2070 nucleotides. The record is from RefSeq and is a predicted model, not a curated record. NCBI's taxonomy places the organism in Eukaryota, Viridiplantae, Streptophyta, Magnoliopsida, Brassicales, Caricaceae.